GGCUUCAUUCAGCGAUCGGCCCGGGGAUGGGAUGCCGGUCUUUUAUUGGCUAAUACCUCUCGAGGCCCGCAAAAUUGGGCGACCUGCGGUCAGUGAUUGACUGGCGAGGACUGGGGCGGGCGUGCAGAAAGCGAAGACAGAGUGCGAUUGGCCAGCACCGGGAGGGCGGCGAUCCCGGCGCGGGUUCCAGAGUAGCGGCGGGCUAUGGCUUCCGGCGGCAGGCGCUGGCUGCGCGGUCUGUGGGCCGUGGGGCAGCCCCUGUUCCAAGGUCGUGCGCUGCUCGUCACCAACACGCUGGGCUGCGGUGCUCUCAUGGCGGCCGGGGACGGCGUGCGCCAAUCCUGGGAGGUCCGCGCCCGUCCUGGCCAGAAAUUCGACCCGCGGCGCUCAGCUAGCAUGUUUGCAGUGGGCUGCAGUAUGGGCCCCUUCCUGCACUACUGGUACCUCUGGCUGGACCACCUGCUCCCAGCGUCCGGCCUCCGUGGCCUCCCAAACGUCCUCAAGAAGGUCCUCAUCGACCAGCUGGUGGCCUCUCCCAUGCUAGGCGUCUGGUACUUCUUAGGCCUUGGCUGCCUGGAGGGCCAAACCCUGGAUGAGAGCUGCCAGGAGCUGCGGGACAAGUUCUGGGAAUUCUACAAGGCCGACUGGUGCGUUUGGCCAGCCGCGCAGCUGGUGAACUUUCUCUUCGUGCCCAGCCAGUUCCGAGUCACCUACAUCAAUGGCCUGACGCUGGGCUGGGACACGUACCUCUCCUACCUGAAGUACCGGGUGAGCACGGUGGGUGCACCAGGCACCCAGGGGACUCCUCAGGGGCCACAUGUGUGAACCCCCAACGGCAACGCAUCUGCACUCCACCGUGAGGUCCUCCUGUGCCUGUGACAGUCCACAAACCACAGUAGGUGGGUGGGGAGCUGAUCACCAGCAGGGUAAAGACCGAGCCCCUCUCUGCUGUUUGAUGUGACCUUGGCCAGGUCCCUGCUGAGUCUUUCCCGCAAGAUUGAGCCCAGCCACAAGACUGGAGGAUGAGGGCUCACUUGGCGACGAGGAGUCCAGAGGGUGUGUGACCAGACCUUCUUGCACGGACGGACCCUGGGCCCAAGGUGGGGACACAGCCCAUGCCCUUAGAGCAGGGCCGAGCCUGGAGUUGACCUCCAGAAUCUGGGGCCUUAGGCGGGGCCGAGUGGCCUCCAGUAUCCUGCUCGGGUCACGGGCUGUGGAAAUUCUAUUAAAUUAUCUUGUCAUUGAAA
Leopardus geoffroyi (Geoffroy's cat) is the source of this 1247-nucleotide messenger RNA. RefSeq names its product MPV17 mitochondrial inner membrane protein like 2 (gene MPV17L2). The record is from RefSeq and is a predicted model, not a curated record. Lineage: Eukaryota; Metazoa; Chordata; Mammalia; Carnivora; Felidae. Gene Ontology annotation, biological process: mitochondrial ribosome assembly. Bases 205 to 825 code for a protein of 206 amino acids. Gene Ontology annotation, cellular component: membrane; cytoplasm. The transcript has 4 exons.